AUGCAUUCUGGGAAGGCAGCUGUCGGGCAGGACAGGUUCCAGAGGCGACGGGUGGAGGAGCAGUUGAAGGGGUCAGGGCAGGCGACCGAGUUUGCUGUACAGUUCCGCGUCUGCUCGGAGAGCAAGAAGCACUGGAAGGCCCGCAUGGAGUUCAUCCUGCGCCACCUGCCCGAUUACCGAGACCAGCAGCGCAGCCGCCUGGACCAGCCUCUGGCGCUGUCCAUGGUGUGGGCCAAUUACUUUUUUUUACCAUACGGUCACAACAAAGAACUUUUAGACAAGGUAAUAGAAAUAGCUAGUGGAAUUGAGGUAGAAGAAGAUCUCCCACAGUUUAAAACCAGAGAUGAAUUAAUUAAAAAAUGUGGGAAUCCCCAAACACUGUCUACCUUUAAGGCUGCAUCCAGUGGGAGAGCCUUUACUCAUGAUUUUGAUUUCUGUCCUUUUGAGAUGCUUUGUAAUGAUCAGUUGGAAAGAGAUUCAGAAGGCGCCUGCUACUAG
Molecule: messenger RNA, 498 nt
Organism: Gracilinanus agilis (Agile Gracile Mouse Opossum)
Lineage: Eukaryota; Metazoa; Chordata; Mammalia; Didelphimorphia; Didelphidae
Gene: XTBD1
Product: CDKN2A interacting protein N-terminal like
Source: RefSeq, a predicted model, not a curated record